Daldinia decipiens is the source of this 1620-nucleotide messenger RNA. Its product is annotated as glycoside hydrolase family 93 protein. Bases 321 to 1493 code for a protein of 390 amino acids. The transcript has 3 exons. NCBI's taxonomy places the organism in Eukaryota, Fungi, Ascomycota, Sordariomycetes, Xylariales, Hypoxylaceae. The record is from RefSeq and is a predicted model, not a curated record.
CCAUCAACUACCUACCAUUAUUAAAAGUCAGGGGAUAUUUGAUCCACAACUUCCAACGCUUAAAUAAAGUCGGUGCUGUGUGGGCAGGAGAGAUAGAUACCUAUACAUGUUAUAUUACCAUCGGCUGUCAAAACGGAAGAUCUUAUCUUUCAAAGUUCCCGCGUUGACCAUCACCCCGUAGUUUAAUACCGGGGAAAAGGGAGAAAUGAUAUCUUUCUCUCCACGACAAGAUUCCAGACAAAUAUGUGGAGAAGAUUGCGUAUGCGUAUACAUAGUACGCCGAAACAUUAUCACUUGUUUUAAAUCCCUCUUCAUAUUUAAUGGCCGGUAGGCUCACUCAGAAGAUCCUAGGUCACCUGGGCCCCCUACUAAGCGGCGACCCCAGUAACAACACGGCAUCUUUACCCAUCCACUGGAAAGUCGAUACCAAUGAGACUGUCCUCCACCCCGCAGGCGGGACAUACCCUCGCCUAUGCCGGCUCUCGGACGGUGAUCUACUAUGCUUAACAACUGGAUUCCAAGGCCCCGGAGGUCGCGAGCACGUCCUCCAGGUCUCGCGCAGCGUGGAUGGCGGACACACCUUUAGCCCGCAUGGAGAAGUAACCCGCGGCAUAGGUGAUAUUGAUAACGGCGUCUUAAUUGAAGUACCACCUUCAGUCCCCGGGAACAGUGGCCCGGUUGUUCUCGCCGCAUUCCGGAACCACGACCGCAAGCCCGGCAGCCGACCCUCGCAUUUCCGCAUCACGGUAUGCCGCAGCGAAGACGGCGGGCGUUCGUGGAGAUUCGCCUCCCAGGCCGCGGAGCAGAGUGCAGCCAGCAGUCAUGGUUUAGGAUUAUGGGAGCCGUUUAUGCGACUUGGCGGCAGAGACGGACAGGAAAUACAGCUUACGUUUUCGCGCGAGCUAGCGCACAACGACCAGGAGACCUUCCGCGUAGAUUCUAGAGACGGAGGGGCGACCUGGAGCGGCCCGCCUCGGUGUCUGCGUUGCCAUCCGUCGCAUGAGAAUCUACGCGACGGCAUGCAGGGCAUUGUAAGCGUGCGCGACACGGCGGGCGUCGCAGCAAACGGACAGCAGCAGGACGUCAAUGCGCUGGUUGUAGUAUUCGAGACCACGAGGCAUGGCACAUUCAGCGUCGAAUACGCCGUCUCGUACGAUGAAGGACUCACGUGGGGAUCGAGAGGCGUGGUGUACCGCCCUAAACCCGGUCGCAAUGCAGGCGCGCCGCAGAUCGAGCGCUACGGAGAUCGAGGAAUGGCUGUCGUGUUUAUGACGGACGAGGAGACGGAUGUACCAGCGUGGCCUAGAAAGGCUGCCAUCAAAACAGUAUUCGCCGAGGGUUUAGAAGGAGGUAUGAUACGUUGGAGCCAGCCCGUGCUUAUCCACAAGGCGCCUUCUUUCUGGCCCUCGAUCAUUAGUCUUGGCCAAGAUGAGCUUCUGGCUGUCUACGAGCAUGGAGGAAGACCUCUCGGGAAACGCAUACGAAGAGGCUAAUGUGACGUUUAGGGCGUGUGAUGGCAAAGGCAAAUUUGUUUGAUUGAGAUGUUCUUAGAUAGAGAAGAACCUCUAAUAACUAAUCGACUGGCCAAUGCUGAACAAUGCGAAGGGAAUUAUACUCAGG